Molecule: messenger RNA, 1122 nt
Organism: Fusarium coffeatum
Lineage: Eukaryota; Fungi; Ascomycota; Sordariomycetes; Hypocreales; Nectriaceae
Exons: 3
Coding region: 1-1122 (373 amino acids)
Biological process (GO): ceramide biosynthetic process
Cellular component (GO): membrane
Molecular function (GO): sphingolipid delta-4 desaturase activity
Source: RefSeq, a predicted model, not a curated record
AUGCCGGCGACAAACUCUUCUACUGUCACUUCGAGGGCAAAGGGCGAUAGCCCUUCCCCAGCUCCUGCGCAGGACGCUGCCGACAAGACAAACGAUUUCUUCUGGACGUAUACCGAGGAACCUCAUCGAACUCGUCGUCUCGCCAUCAUUAAGGCUCAUCCCGAGAUCACCAAGCUCUGCGGUCCCGAACCUCUCACGAAAUGGGUCGUCCUCGGCGUUGUAUCUCUCCAGGUCUUCCUCGCAUGGAUGCUCCAGUCGACGUCCUUCUUCUCAUGGAAGUUCUGGGCUGUCGCCUACGUCUUCGGCGCGACUGCCAACCAGAACCUGUUUCUCGCUAUUCACGAGAUCUCGCAUAACUUGGCUUUCAAGAGCGCUCGCGCCAACCGUUUGAUCGCUAUCUUUGCCAACCUUCCCAUCGGCAUUCCCUACAGCGCUUCGUUCCGACCUUACCAUCUUACUCACCACAAGUCCCUCGGCGUUGAUGGCCUCGAUACCGAUCUUCCUACCGCUUUCGAGGCAGUCUUCCUUGACUCCAUUCUCGGAAAGGCCUUCUUCUGCACUUUCCAGAUCUUCUUCUACGCCCUGCGACCCAUGGCCAUCUACCGCAUUCCCUUGACCGGCAUCCACGCCCUCAACAUCCUUGUCCAGGUCACCUUCGAUCUUAUCCUCCUCAAGUACGCCUCCGUCAACUCUCUGCUCUACCUCCUGCUCUCUUCCUUCCUCGCCGGAAGUCUGCACCCCCUAGCUGGCCACUUCAUCGCCGAGCACUACGUCUACGAGACCGUCACCCCCUCUGCUCGUGAUCCCGAGAACAAGAUCCCCGUGCCCGAGACCUUCUCUUACUACGGACCUCUCAACUGGUUUACCUACAAUGUCGGUCUUCACAACGAGCACCACGAUUUCCCCGCCAUCCCCUGGACCCGUCUCCACGCUGUGCGAGACAUUGCCUCCGAAUUCUACGACCCCCUGCCUCGCCACGAGAGCUGGUGCUACGCCAUUUGGCGCUUCAUCUUUGAUGAGAACGUUGGCAUGUCUUGCCGUGUCAAGCGCAAGCAGGGUGGUCGUCUCGUUGGAGGCGGUGCUGUCGCCGACUGGAAGCAGUCUGAGAUUGAGUCUAUUUAG